GAUCCAUGAUGGAGCUGUAUUGGAGAAACCCCGCCCUCCUGUGCUCUGAUAGGCUCUCAUUUCCACGCAUCUCAUUGGUUAUUCCAGCUGGUCGGGAGGGGGAAGUGGUCGUGGUUUCUGCGCGUCCUGGGCUGUGGCUACACUGGUAAAGGCGUUUUCUCUGAUGUUGCCGUUUUUUUGAAGGCUUCAGCUCAAAAGCUGCAGCUCAGAGGAACCGAGGAGCACGCUUCAUAUCUCCACAAUUCCUCUUCUGUUUGUCUGAUGGCUUUCUGAAGACUCUGGUUCUAUUCCUAGUAGGUCGUCCAUCUGCAAGGAGCUCGAGCUAGACAUAAAAGAGAAACCAGUCCACACAAGUGCACCAUGUUCAGCUGGCUGGGGACAGAUGACAGGAGAAAGAGGGACCCUGAGGUGUUCCACACCGUCGGUGAGGGACUCAAGAAGCUCUACAAAACCAAACUGCUGCCUCUGGAGGAACAUUACAAGUUUCACGAGUUCCACUCUCCAGCUCUGGAGGAUGCGGAUUUUGACAACAAGCCCAUGGUGCUGCUGGUGGGACAGUACUCCACCGGCAAGACCAGCUUCAUACGAUACCUGCUGGAACAGGACUUCCCAGGCAUGCGUAUUGGUCCGGAGCCCACCACGGACUCGUUUAUUGCAGUGAUGCACGGCGACAUCGAAGGCCAGAUCCCAGGGAACGCUCUGGUCGUGGAUCCCAAAAAACCUUUUCGGAAACUCAACGCAUUUGGCAAUGCGUUUCUCAACAGGUUUGUAUGUGCCCAGCUUCCCAACCCUGUUCUGGAGAGCAUCAGCAUCAUUGACACACCAGGAAUCCUGUCUGGAGAGAAGCAAAGAAUUAGCAGAGGCUACGACUUUGCCGCUGUGCUGGAGUGGUUCGCCGAGCGCGUCGACCGCAUUAUUCUUCUGUUCGACGCCCACAAGCUGGACAUCUCGGACGAGUUCUCGGAGGUCAUCAAAGCCUUGAAGAAUCACGAGGACAAGAUUCGUGUGGUGCUCAACAAGGCGGACCAGAUCGAGACUCAGCAGCUGAUGCGUGUCUAUGGCGCCCUUAUGUGGUCUCUGGGAAAGAUCGUUAACACGCCUGAGGUGAUCCGCGUCUACAUUGGCUCGUUCUGGUCUCACCCGCUGCUCAUCCCUGACAAUCGCAAGCUGUUCGAGGCUGAGGAGCAGGACCUGUUCAAGGACAUUCAGUCUCUUCCACGCAACGCUGCUUUACGCAAACUCAACGAUCUCAUCAAGAGGGCCAGACUUGCUAAGGUCCAUGCCUACAUUAUCAGCUCCUUGAAAAAAGAAAUGCCCUCGGUCUUUGGGAAAGACAACAAAAAGAAGGAACUGAUCAACAGCCUGGGAGAGAUCUACAGCCGGAUAGAGAAAGAGCAUCAGAUUUCACCUGGAGACUUUCCCAAUCUCAAAAGAAUGCAGGAGCAGCUUCAAUCCCACGACCUGAACAAGUUUCAGGUGCUGAAGCCGAAGCUUCUGGAUGCCGUGGACGACAUGCUGGCGCACGACAUCGCCCAGCUGAUGGUCCUGGUGCGCCAAGAGGAAACACAAAAGCCCGGUCAGGUGGUAAAGGGUGGAGCCUUCGAAGGCACCAUGAACGGGCCGUUUGGUCACGGGUACGGCGAAGGCGCCGGUGAGGGAAUCGACGAGCUCGAGUGGGUGGUGGCGCGCGACAAGCCAACGUACGACGAGAUCUUUUACACACUCUCGCCCGUCAACGGCAAGGUGACCGGCGCCAACGCAAAGAAAGAGAUGGUGAAGUCGAAGCUGCCGAACACGGUCCUGGGCAAGAUAUGGAAGCUGGCUGACAUUGAUAAGGAUGGCAUGCUGGACGACGAGGAGUUUGCCCUGGCCAACCAUCUCAUCAAGGUCAAACUGGAAGGGCACGAGCUUCCCAGUGAGCUUCCAUCUCAUUUGGUUCCUCCGUCUAAGAGAAAAUUACCGGAGUAAACGAUUCAGGUUGUAGUAUAGUUAGAAAUGGAAAUGCAUAUUCAUAUCUUGGACGCUGUAUGAACAAUUAAUGGACAAUGAAACAUAAAUAAAAUGUUAGCGCUCUGACUUUCUUCCUAUCAAGGUGUCAAGAGCUUUCUUCACCUGUAGGGUUUUUUUUUCCUUUGCAAUUUCUGCUGUCUUGAAACAUUCAAAAGAAAUUGUACUUAGUCUUAAUUUCCCCUUGUUUUGUCUCCCAAUUAUACACUAUGUGGCAAAGGUUUGUGAACACCUGACCAUCAUCUUGCUUAGUAGUAGCUCAGUGGAAAAGAUGUUGGACUUCUGAUCUGGAAGGUCAUGGGUUCAAAUCCCAGCAGCACCAAACUGCCCUUAAACAAGGCUCUUAAACCUCAGUUGCUCAGCUGUGUAACUGAGAUAACUGUAAUUUGCCCUGGAUAAGGGCAUCUCUCAAAUGCCAUCAAUGUAAAUGCAUGUAUGUAACAUCCCAUUCCACAAAUAGUCUCCAUAUGCUCUUAUGGAAAGAUUUUCCACUCGAUUUUGUGGAAAUUUGUGAGAUUUAAUUCGGCCACAAGGGCGUUAGUAAAGUCAGGUACUGAUAUAUGUGAUGAAGGGAGGAGGGGUGUGUUCGAUUUCAUCCCAAUAGGUUUAAAAGUUCUUCAAGCUCUUCCACACACUUCCAACCAAUUGAAAGCAGAUAUUCAUGGAACUGCUUUCGUGCCCAGGAGCAAUCUCAGGUUUUUUGGAUCUAAUAGUUAAAUUAUAGGAUCAAUUUCAUGCUUCCGAUUCCAAACACAAUAUUUUUUGUGGUAAAAAUUUGGGAAAGAACACACAUACAGCUGGAAAAGUCAGGUGUCUCAAUACCUUUGUCCAUAUACCUUUGCUGUGUUUUUAUUUUAUUUUCUUCACGUGAAGGUGGCGUCCUAAAAAAGACGCAAGCCCUUGCAUAGCCUGACCAAGAGACUGUUAAAAUGUGUCGUGUCUGAAACGUAGACGGUGCGGUCACUGUAUUCGGUGUAUGGAUGGAUUCACCUGUAGGUAUAGUAACCUCGUUGGUUUUGGUGUACCAUGUCUAUGUUCAUCCCUGUUAAUGUUCCUUUUCGUUGUGUUCCAAAUACUUGAUUCCUGUUAUUAAAAAAAGAGAAGCCAGACAGCACUAACAUUUUUACCUUAACACUUAUGCAUUGAUGUCGUAUAUUUUUGUCAGUACUCAUUCCUUCGAUCCUGAUGUGUGAUGUGAUGGUUAUCGGUGUGUGUCGUUGUUUACGGCGAGCCUUAAACGUUCAGGCGAGUCGGAAAGGUUUCGACAGAAAGUUCGAUGCCCGAUUCUCGAGCGCGAUCUACGACGGCAGAGUCGGUUUUCCCGCUGUUUGAAAUAUAAACCGGUGUGUUUUGCCACCCUUUGUUCAUCCGAGUUAAAUAAACUGAUGUGUAUCGAUA
Molecule: messenger RNA, 3405 nt
Organism: Silurus meridionalis
Lineage: Eukaryota; Metazoa; Chordata; Actinopteri; Siluriformes; Siluridae
Gene: ehd3
Product: EH-domain containing 3
Exons: 7
Coding region: 361-1968 (535 amino acids)
Biological process (GO): endosomal transport; endocytosis
Cellular component (GO): cytoplasm; plasma membrane
Molecular function (GO): GTP binding; protein binding; calcium ion binding
Source: RefSeq, a predicted model, not a curated record